UACAUCAGUUUCCGACAUGGCCCGGUAGUUUAGUGUAACAUAGGACAAUAUUUAAAAAAUGAAAAGAUCCCAUUUGGUAUUUUUGGUGGCAGUGAGCUACGGACUAGUUUUGUGCUCGGGUUUGACGACGUCUGAAGAAUACGACGACGACCCUGACGACGAGGAUCCAGACAGUAAUGAAAAAUCCGACGAAGAUGAUGAUGAACCGAUUCUGUACCAUGAGGAUGACAAUACUGAAGCCCCAAAGACCCCUGAGCGAGAGCAGUUUCUGAGACGUAUCCAGGACCACGGUAUCUACCAUUCUCUACAGUCCAUCCUGGAAGCUUUGGACAAGGAAGAGUACAGGGACAAGAUAGAAGUACGGCAACUCAUAAACUCGUAUCAAAACGACUGUUCUGACGGCAAGAUUGAGGUUCCUCCAGUAUACAACAAAACUGGUCUGUGGCCUUUCAUCGUCAUAGAAGGAGUACAAACUUCAGGUAAGCUGACAGUUAGUCGACGGGUGACUGAGAUCCUUCAGGCAGACUUCCUGACAACUCCUCCAGAUUGUCUGUUUCACCUCAGACCUGCCUUUGAUGCGUACAACUGCACUCUCCGUAGUCUGUACUACUCACUGUCCAUGUACGCCCUCGCCAACCAGGCCAUGAAAAGGCUGAGGACGAGGUCCGUCGUCGCAAACAGGUACUGGCACAGCCAAGCAGCCUUCGGCCUGGCUGUUGCUGAACUGAGCGAAAACAUGCAUCUUCCUCCAGACUCGGUCUUAUACAAGUGGCCAGACGAUCUGCUGAAGCCAGACUUGGCAUUCUACUUGCAGUACUCCCACGGGAAGAACCUCCGGGGGCCGAAGAAGCCGAAUAUCCAGAGAAGUAUCUCCAGGAGAUUCAGGGACAGGAUGGUUACUCACUACACUCGUAUGAGAGAGCCGUUUCUGGUGGACAUCUUUGAGCAGUAUACUCAUUACCAGUUGGGUAAAAUGGUGAAAGUAAUUGAAGACAAGUACCCCAACAAAUACCCCUACAUUACGUCCAAGGAUCUUGUGUACCAAAGAGCAAUUUCAUAAGUGUUCCUGCGGCCAUAAAACAUUUCAUUCUCUUAUACGUUUAAUUUUACCC
Macrosteles quadrilineatus (aster leafhopper) is the source of this 1112-nucleotide messenger RNA. RefSeq names its product UMP-CMP kinase 2, mitochondrial-like. Gene Ontology annotation, biological process: dTDP biosynthetic process; dUDP biosynthetic process; dTTP biosynthetic process. The record is from RefSeq and is a predicted model, not a curated record. The transcript has 6 exons. The coding region runs from base 59 to 1060 and encodes 333 amino acids. Gene Ontology annotation, molecular function: dTMP kinase activity. Lineage: Eukaryota; Metazoa; Arthropoda; Insecta; Hemiptera; Cicadellidae. Gene Ontology annotation, cellular component: mitochondrion; cytoplasm.